Messenger RNA from Pseudopipra pipra, 5348 nucleotides. RefSeq names its product zinc finger and BTB domain containing 7A (gene ZBTB7A). Gene Ontology annotation, biological process: regulation of transcription by RNA polymerase II. Gene Ontology annotation, molecular function: protein binding; DNA-binding transcription factor activity, RNA polymerase II-specific; RNA polymerase II cis-regulatory region sequence-specific DNA binding. Lineage: Eukaryota; Metazoa; Chordata; Aves; Passeriformes; Pipridae. The record is from RefSeq and is a predicted model, not a curated record. The coding region runs from base 151 to 1821 and encodes 556 amino acids. The transcript is spliced from 3 exons.
CGGGGCCUCGGCGAGCAGCUCCCGCGGGGCGGCCAGAGCCUGCUCCGCCCGCCCGCCCCUCCGCACGGCCCGGCCCGCCCGCCUCGGCACGGCGCGGCCCCGCUCCGCUCCACCGGACCGCUCGGCCCCCGCCCGCCUUUUGCGUGGAAGAUGGCGGGUGGCGUGGACGGCCCCAUAGGGAUCCCGUUCCCGGAUCACAGCAGCGACAUCCUGAGCAGCCUGAACGAGCAGAGAAACAACGGGCUGCUGUGCGACGUGGUCAUCCUGGUGGAAGGCCAGGAGUUCCCCACCCACCGCUCCGUCCUGGCGGCGUGCAGCCAGUACUUCAAGAAGCUCUUCACCUCAGGGUUAGUGGUGGACCAGCAAAACGUGUAUGAGAUAGACUUUGUGAGUGCGGACGCCCUGUCGGCGCUGCUGGAGUUCGCCUACACCGCGACCCUCACUGUCAGCACUUCGAACGUCAACGACAUCCUCAACGCGGCCACUCUGCUGGAGAUCCCGGCCGUCAGGGAUGUCUGCACGGAUCUCCUGGACAGGAAGAUUCUGGCCAAAAAUGACCAGAUGGAUACAGUAGAUCAAAUUGAUCAGAGGAACCAUCUCAGAGCAAAAGAGUACCUGGAGUUCUUCCAGAGCAACCCCGUCAACGGCCACCAAGGCAGCUUUCCGUGGACCAACCCAGAGUUGAGAGACCUUCAGAGACUGAACUUCCGAGGCCAAGAGGAGGAGGAGGAGUCGAACUGCAACGGCCUGGACUUCUACUCGCAGGCCACCCCAACCGAAAGACCAAAGGCAAGUGACUGUGACCCUGACAGCAACCCGGCCAUGUGGCUGGACCGGGAGGAGGAGGAGCCGGUCACCGCCGGCAUGUUCUCACCUUCCCAGAACGGACAUUACAGCAGCCGUGGCUUGGCCACGCCGGGAGAAGAGGAGGGGGGGACCCCCCGGGGGCCUCUGGACCCGCAGGAAGCCGGCGACUCGCCCGGCUUCAUCCCCGCCGGGGCGGAGACGGAGGACGACGCGCGGGAGGUGGACGACUUGGCCGCCAGCGCCCUCCUGCAGCAGAUGAUCAACUCGGUGGGGCGGCAGCAGCUCGGGGACGACGACCGCAAGGACGACGACGGGGUCAUGGAUUAUUACUUGAAAUACUUCGGCAGUUCGAACGAGGGCGACGUCUACCCGUCCUGGUCCCAGAAGGAGAAGAAGAUCAGGGCCAAAGCAUUCCAGAAGUGCCCCAUCUGCGAGAAGGUGAUCCAGGGCGCCGGGAAGCUGCCGCGCCACAUCCGCACCCACACCGGGGAGAAGCCCUACGAGUGCAACAUCUGCAACGUCCGAUUCACCAGGCAGGACAAGCUGAAGGUGCACAUGCGGAAGCACACGGGGGAGAAGCCGUACCUGUGCCAGCAGUGCGGCGCCGCCUUCGCCCACAACUACGACUUGAAGAACCACAUGCGAGUGCACACCGGGCUCAGGCCCUACCAGUGCGACAGCUGCUGCAAGACUUUCGUCCGCUCCGACCACUUGCACAGGCACCUUAAAAAAGAUGGAUGCAACGGGAUUCCCUCGAGGAGAGGCCGGAAACCCCGGGUGAGAGACGCGGCCGCUCCGGCCCCGGCGGGGGGAGCAGCCGCCGAAGAUGGAGGUUUUGCGGCCGGGGGGGAGAGCCAGGAAUCAGAGGACACCCCCCCGUCCCAAGGGAACGACCAGGAGCAGCAGCACUUUGAGGAGAAUUCAAACAAUGAAGCGCCGGGAUUGAAUGUAGCAGGAGGAGGAGGAGGAGGAGGAGGAGGGUCGGAGGAGGGGAACGCGCAAGGACUCUCCUAAACCAAAAAAAAAAAAACAAACAAAAAACCGACAACAACAAAAUACAACGACAACAACAAACCCCACACACCCGAAAACGAAGUCACAAAAUCUAGUUAGUACUUUUCCUCCGAUUUUUUUUCUCUUUAAAGAUGUUUCUCUCCCUUUUUUUUUUUUUUUUUAAGAAAAAAAAAAAAAGCCGGAAAAAAAAGACAACAACAACAACAAAAAAAAAAAGAUUAUAUUAUAUAUAUAUAUUAACGUUUCCAACCUUUCCCCCAUCGUAAAGCAGGGAUCCCCCUUCCCCCCGAGGAUCCCUCGUAGCCAAGGACCUUUUCUUGGAAAGGCAAGGAAAAGAAAAAAAAAAAAAAAGCACGAGGUGGGGAUGGAAAGUGGCUCUGUCGGCAUGGAAAAGAGCUUCCAUGUAAAUCCAAAGCUUUAUUUUGUGUCCAAACGUGUGUUUAAAAAAAAAAAAAACAAAACAAAAAACUUAUUUCAGAGAAAGAGAUCUAUUUAAGACAAAAAAAAAAAAAAGGAAAAAAAAAAAAAACAGGAAAAGAAAAAAAAAAGGAGGAGCGGCAGGAGUUUGGAAGGGCUGCGGCAGGGAGGGAUUUUGGGAUCUGGGGGGGGGCCAGGGGUGGCCCUGCAGCCCCCUGGGAGGAGCAGGGGCUCGGAGGGAGCUGCAUCCCAGGGGAAUGGGGUCAGGAUUUGGGGUCUGUCCCCCCCCCCAGCCCCACCCCGUGCAGGGCUCGGUUUGGCAGCGAAGGCUCCGGGUGGGAAAUGGCCAAAAAUCGCUGGGAAUCGCCUAAAAAAAUCAUGUGAGGAGAAAGGCAGCGGGUUUGGCAGGGCUGGGGACACCCAAGGGUGGGGAUGAGGCAGGGAUGGGACACCCAGAGUGGGGACACCACCCUGGGGUGGGGGAACCCAGAGUGGGGACACCCAGACUGGGAUGGAGACACCUGAACUGGGGACACCCACCCUGGGAUGGGGGAACCCAGAGUGGGGACACCCAGACUGGGAUGGGGGAACCCGGAUUGGGGACACCCACACUGGGAUGGGACACCCACACUGGGGACACCCAUCCAAGGGUGGGGACACCCACACUGGGGGGACCCAUCCAGGGGUGGGACACCCAGACUGGGGACACCCACCCCAGGAUGGGGGAACUCGGACUGGGGACACCCAUCCAGGGAUGGGGACACCCAGAUUGGGGACACUCAUCCUGGGAUGGGACACCCACACUGGGGACACCCAUCCAGGGAUGGAGACACCUGAACUGGGGACACCCAUCCUGGAAUGGGACACCCAGAUUGGGGACACCCACCUCGGGAUGGUGGAACCUGGAUUGGGGACACUCACCCUGGGAUGGGACACCCACCCUGGGAUGGGACACCCACACUGGGGGGACCCAUCCAAGGGUGGGACAUCCCAUCCUGGGAUGGGGAACCCAGAUUGGGGACACCUAUCCAAGGGUGGGGACACCCAAAUUGGGGACACCCACCUCGGGAUGGUGGAACCUGGAUUGGGGACACCCACCCUGGGAUGGGACACCCAGAUUGGGGACACUCACCCUGGGAUGGGACACCCACCCUGGGAUGGGACACCCACACUGGGGACACCCAUCCAAGGGUGGGGACACCCAGACUGGGGACACCCAGCCAUGGAUGGGACAUCCCACCCUAGGAUGGGGACACCCAGAUUGGGGACACCCACCCUUGGAUUGGACACCCAGACUGGGGACACCCACCUUGGGAUGGGGGAACCUGAACUGGGGACACCCACCCUGGGAUGGGGUGCCCAGACUGGGGACACCCAUAUCCAUGGAUGGGACAUCCCAUCCAAGGGUGGGGACACCCAGACUGGGGACACCCAUCCAGGGCUGGGAACACCCAUCCAGGGAUGGAGACACCUGAAUUGGAGACACCCAUCCAUGGAUGGGGACACCCAGACUGGGGACACCCAGGGCUGGGGACACCCAUGGAUAUCAACACCUGGAGCUGGGGACACCCACCCAAAUCUGGGAACACCCACCUGGAGCCGGGAACACCCCGGGCUGGGGGUCUCCAGCUCCGUGUCCAUCCCUGUGUCCAUCCCUGUGUCCAUCCCACAUCCAUCCCCGUGUCCAUCCCACGUCCCCACGUCCGUCCCCAUCCCGGGAAGUGCCUGAGCCGGCCCCAGCCCCCCCUGCCGGCAGAAUUUGGGGCUGGGGGUGCCCAAACCCCCCCUUCCCCCUCCCCCAGGUUCAUUUUUUCCCCCCAAAAAAAAAACCCGCCUGGAAAGGGCGAAUUCCUUUGGGAAAAAUGAAAAAAAAAAGAAAAAAAAAAAGGUUAUUUUUGGUCUCCCUUAAAGGAGCAGGAGGCCUUUGGGAAGGGGGGGGAAAAGCUCUGGCACCCCCCCAGCCCCAUUCCCAAAAAAUAUAUAUAUAUAUAUAGCUAGAUAGAUAGAUUUAUGGCUGGAGAGGCGGGUCCCGACCCUCGGGGGGGGGAAAAAAAGGCACCUUUGAGCUGGUCACCUGUUUUCUAAAAAUGCACAUUUUUAAAUGAUAUAAAAAAAAAACAAACAGAAAAGAGAGAUUUUAAAAAAGCCCUUUUAUUUUCGAAGCACUUUUUAGAUUCUCUUCCUUUUAUUUUAAAUUUUUCUCUUUUUUUUUGGAGGGGGGGUGGGAGGGGUGUUUUAGGGGUUUUUUGGGGUUUUUUUUUCUCCUUUUAUUUUUUUUUUUUGGAUGUUUUUACUUUUCCAAAAGCAAAAAGAGAGCGGGUUUGGCCGAAUGUAUUUUUGGAGAGGGAGUGAGAGAGAGUGUUGGGAAUGGGGUGGGAUGAGUGGUUGGGUUUUGUUGGGGAGGGGGAAAAAAAAAGAGAUGGAUGUUUAUUUAAUGCAGAAGAAAAAAAAAUAAAUAAAUAAAAAAAAAAUCCACAAAAAAGCAAUAAAAAAAUUCCCCAAAAAUAAAAUAAAAAAAAAGGCUAAAAAUAAUAAUAAAUAAUAAAAAAAAAAAAAAAAAAGAAAAAAAAAACAAAGAAGUCUUAGCACUUUGCGAUGGAACGGGUACUUUGAGCUCACUUUAUCUUAAUUUAAAAAAGAAAAAAAAGCAAAAUUCAAGAUGUUUACAGGUGAAAAAAGACUUAAAAAUAUAAAAAAAAAAAGCUUCUACGGAGAAAAAAAAAUAUUAUUAAAAAGGAAAAAAAAAAAUUAAAAAAAAAAGCCUAAAUUUAUUUUUGUAAGAAAAACAAAAAAAGAAACAGAAAUGUGUAUAUAUAUAUAUAUAUUUAAAAAAAGUUAAAAAAAAGAGACAAAAAAAAAAAAGAAAUAUAUAUAUAUAGGCAGAAUCCAAGUGAUAAUUCCAGGUGUUGUUGGAUGGGAGGAAAGAUGCUAAUUAGGUUCUGUGACAGUGCCCCUGACCCUCGGGAAUUUUAAAUAUUCCAGACAAAAAAAAAACAAACAUGGAAGCUUGAAUUUUAGGCAGGAAUCCUAAAUCCUUGAGGGGGGUGUGGGUUGGCUCCCUGUGGCCUUGAGGAGGGUUGGGGGUUUUUUUAAAUAAUUUUAUUUUUCAA